AUGACUGAGCGACGUGCUUUUGCCGCAUUGAUCUCGAUUUUGAUGGUGAUCACCGGAUCAUUAAAUACGAUUUGUGCAAAAUGGGCUGAUAGUUUAAAACCACCGGGAGAAUCCGUCAAUUUCAAUCAUCCUUUCUUACAAGCUACCUGCAUGUUCUUCGGUGAAUUCUUGUGUUUGGUGGCUUUCUUCAUCAUCUAUAUGAUCAAACGAUACAGAUGGAAUCGCUCAAAGCUUUCUGGUGAAGGAAUCGGUUCGCUCGAUGAGAAGCCAUCUCUUCCUCAAUUCAAUCCACUCGUUUUCCUUCCGCCUGCUUUGUGUGAUAUCAUUGCCACUUCAUUGAUGUAUAUUGGACUCAAUCUUACAACAGCUUCCUCCUUUCAAAUGUUGAGAGGAGCUGUCAUUAUUUUCACGGGUCUCCUCUCCGUUGGAAUGCUUGGUUAUCGCUUUCAACCAUUCAAAUGGAUUGGAAUGUUCUUUGUUAUGAUGGGAUUGGUUGUGGUUGGAGUGACGGAUAUUAUUUAUGAAAAUUCAUCUACAAAUGAUACAAAUGGAAUGAUCACUGGAAAUCUUCUCAUCAUCACCGCUCAAAUCAUUGUCGCUAUACAAAUGGUUUACGAGCAGAAAUUUCUUAAUCAAUACAAUGUGCCAGCUCUGUUCGCUGUUGGACUUGAAGGACUCUUUGGAAUGAUGAUCUUGAGUGUGUUGAUGUUUCCAAUGUAUUUCAUUCACGUGCCAAAUACUUUCUCAACAAAUCCACAAGGCCGAUUGGAAGAUGUUUUCUUUGCUUUGAAAGAAAUCAGAGAAUGCCCAACAAUUGCUGUGGCUUUAGUGGGAACGAUUAUUAGCAUCGCUUUCUUCAACUUCGCAGGUGUUUCAGUGACAAAAGAGCUCUCAGCCACGACAAGGAUGGUUCUCGAUUCGGUGCGGACAUUGAUCAUCUGGGUUGUGUCGAUUCCAUUCUUUGGGGAAACAUUCAUCCCACUGCAGAUUCUCGGCUUUGCUCUCCUAAUCCUUGGAAUGUUCAUCUACAAUGAUAUCCUUGUUGGACCGUUCACUCGUCGACAUCUCAUUCCACGAAUGAGUGAGAACAAUCCAAUGACCAGUUGCUGUUUCCACUGUUGUGGUUUGGAUACAACCGAAAUCGAUCGUCAAAUGCUCAUCAAUGAGGAUGAAGAGGAGGUU
This is a messenger RNA of Mesorhabditis belari, 1182 nucleotides long. Lineage: Eukaryota; Metazoa; Nematoda; Chromadorea; Rhabditida; Rhabditidae. The record is from the annotation of a GenBank genome assembly.